AGAUAUAUUUGUAUAGCAUUUAUUAGUGGGAUCGAACGGGUCUUCAUCUCUAACACCAUUCUCGCUACUCCUUCCACAGUUUAUAGAAAACCGCUCGCGGUUUUAUCAAAACCGCUCGCGGUUUUCUGAAAAUCGCUAAUCUCUCGUCGAAUUUUUAGCCCGUUAUCUCUCUUCUCUCCCUAUCCCUCUCCCCGUCCUUUCUAUCUAGACUAGAUAGUACGGUUUAUCUAGGGUUUCUCUUUUAUCUAGGGUUUCCUUUCUAGGGUUUUGUAGGAGGUGGGUAUGGGUAUGGGGAUGGGGAUGGGGAUGGGGAUGGGGAUGGGGAAGCGGUGCGAGCUCUGCGGGGGGAGCGCGGCGGUGUACUGCGACCCGGACGCGGCGUUCCUCUGCUGGGGCUGCGACGCCGCCGUGCACGGCGCCAACUUCCUCGCCGCGCGCCACCUCCGCCGCGCCGCCUGCGCCUCCCUCCACCCCGGCGUCCUCGUCUCCGGCCCCUCCGCCGCCGCCGCCGUCGCCGCCGCGUGCUGCUCCCUCUCCGCCGAGAGCUCCUGCGUCUCCGCCGCCGAGUCCGCCGCCGCUGCGCCGCCGCGGCGGAGGCGGCGGAGCGCGCCGGCGACGCGGACCCGCCGCGUGCGGCAGCGUAGAGCGCCGGCGCCGCCGCGGAGAUCCGCCGCGCUCCGCCGCGCCGGGGCGGGCUCGCGGGCCCCCGCGCGGCGGCGGAGGCGAACCGGACCGGUCGAGAAGGAGGAGGGAUGGGCCGAGUGCGCGUAGUGGCCGAACCGGCCCGGUUCGAGAAGUGUACGGAAUCAUCCUUAACUAUAGUACGUUUGGAAAUAGGUCCCUCAAGUUUAUUGACACCCCUUAGAAUGUAAUAUUUUCUUUCUUUUUUAUUUUUAUUUUUUUUGUUUGUAGUUUCUAAUUUGAGCGAGUGUAGUAAAGUAAGUUAAGUUAAUUUAAUAGCUCUACUCUAGUUAACUUUUAGCAAACAGGAUUAGUGUAGUUAAUAACAUACUAUCUUGUUAAUUUAACUAACUAAAAUUACUGAUAUGAAAAAAAAAUUAGCAAGGUAUGAGAGGUGUCAAUUGGAUAAUAUUAAAGUUUAAGGACCUAUUUCAAACUAGCCUAGAGUUUGGGUGUUUCUCAGUCAUUUUCUCCUGGUGUCAUCUUUCUCUAACUUUUAGCAGAGAAUGUUUUUUUUUUUUUUUUUUUUUUUUUUUUUGGCCUUUUCUUUUUCUAAAGUCUCAUGUUCAAGCUAUGAUGAAACUCUGUAAUGAGGUGGGACACUUGUGAGGAAUCAAAUAUGGACUUUGAUAUGAGUGAGUGAUUGUUCAA
Molecule: messenger RNA, 1332 nt
Organism: Ananas comosus (pineapple)
Lineage: Eukaryota; Viridiplantae; Streptophyta; Magnoliopsida; Poales; Bromeliaceae
Product: B-box zinc finger protein 32-like
Exons: 1
Coding region: 283-771 (162 amino acids)
Molecular function (GO): zinc ion binding
Source: RefSeq, a predicted model, not a curated record